UGGCAUAAAAAACAUGCAACCUGGACACCGUUUCUUUGUAUUAGAUAAAUGAUAAACCCAGGUUUGUAGAUAGUACUCAGCUUAAAAUUUAACAUGCAACUCUCUUGCUUACACAACUGACUGACCAGUCUUGUAGAUUACUGUACACUGGAAAUUGAGAAAGAGGAUCUUCUGCAACUCUGGAAGUCCUGAUUCAAACACCAGCUGCCCAAGGCUCCCAAUUGUGAUGGCACUUUCCUGGAUCACAGUCAUUGGCAUAUUUGCACUUUCUUCCAUUUAUUGCAUUCUUUCUCAUCCUGAUCCAGAAACAUGGUUUCAAGACCUCUUCCCACUUAAGGUGUGUCCUGCCAAUACCAGUGUGAAAACUUUUUAUGGCAUCAUGUUUGAUGCAGGAAGUACAGGGACACGUAUUCAUAUUUACACCUUUAUACAGAGAAGCCCAGAAAAUCCUGCAGAGUUAGAAGGGGAAAUCUUUGAAUCAGUGAAGCCAGGUCUCUCUGCAUAUGCUGACCGGCCUGAGAAGGGAGCAGAAACGGUCAGACAAUUGCUAAACAUGGCCAAAGAGGUUGUGCCAUCCAGCCAUUGGGAGACGACCCCAGUGGUGCUGAAAGCCACAGCUGGCCUGCGGUUGUUAGCUGAGCACAAAGCCGAGGCUCUUCUCUCAGAGGUUAGGGCAGUCUUUGAGGAAUCACCUUUUCUAGUUCCUGAUAAUUGUGUUAGCAUCAUGGACGGAACAUCUGAAGGUAUUCUAGCCUGGAUCACUGUGAAUUUUUUAACAGGUCAGUUGUAUGGCCAGAACCCGCAGACAGUGGGGACCUUGGAUUUGGGAGGAGCUUCAACCCAGAUCACGUUCUUGCCACAGUUGGAGGAAACCCUGGAGCAAACACCUGCGGAUUUCUUUACCUCAUUUCAAAUGUUCAACAGCACUUUUAAACUCUAUACGCACAGCUAUCUGGGAUUUGGACUGAAAGCUGCAAGACUAGCAACUUUGGGUGCCUUGGAAAUGGAAGCAGAUGGACAGAUGUUCCGGAGUUCCUGUUUACCAAAACAGCUGGAAGCAGAGUGGCACUUUGGGGGAGUAAAAUACCGAUAUGGUGGCAAGAAAGAAGGAAAAACAGGAUUUGAACCUUGCUAUUCUGAAGUGUUGCGGGUUGUACAAGGCAAACUUCAUCAAGCAGAUGAGAUUCAGAGAAGCUCCUUCUAUGCCUUUUCCUACUAUUAUGAUCGGGCUGUGGACACUGACUUGAUAGAUUAUGAAAAAGGUGGAGUUUUGCAAGUGAGAGACUUCGAAAGAAAAGCCAAAGAAGUAUGUGACAAUCUGGAUAACUACCGCUCCGCCAGCCCAUUUUUGUGUAUGGACCUCAGUUACAUUACAGCCUUACUAAAGGAAGGCUUUGGAUUUGGCGAUAACACAGUUUUGCAGCUGGCAAAGAAAGUAAACAAAAUAGAAACAGGCUGGGCUCUAGGUGCUACAUUUCAUCUUCUACAAUCCCUGGGACUGUCACAGUAAGAAGAUAUUGCCUGGAGGAUGUUUAAUUUUCUUAAAACAAGGAAAAUCUUUUAUAUAUAUAUAAAAGUACAGUGAAGCACAGACCAAAGGAGAAGCAUCGGUUACCUUAAGGAGCAGAUUCUGAGCUGCCAUGAAACAGGGCCUUCUAUCUACAGAAAUAAGUGAUCCAUGAUUUCAUUGCUUAAUGGAUGCCCACAGGGCAUUAAAAUAGAUCCUGUAUAAAGUGUCCAGCAUUUAUUUGGCCAUAAGCCAUCAGAACAGUGGUCUUGCUCCACACUUUUUAAAAGAAUAGGCCUUUUUAUCCAUAAAGCAGAUUUGAAGUGAACUUAAACCAGUAAGUUGUUUUAAAACAUCAUAACUAGAGUAUAUUUACUUUUCACAUCAACUGUUUGAGAUUCAAAUAGCUGUUUUUGCAAUUAGCUGGUCCUUAAACAUGCAAAAAAUGCAAUUCUGAUUGAACUUUAAGAUAAUUAGUAGCUAGGAGUAGCAACAAAGGGAAGACUCUAGGAAUUCAUACUGAAUUAUUUUGUGCACUUUUAUGUUGAUUUCUCUAAAGUUAAGAAAGAGCACAGCCUUUUCUGUAAGCAUUUUGGCCACCUUAGGAGACAAAGAAAUUUGCUGGAGAUGAAGCCACAAACAAUUUGUUCCCCACUUUAAUGAUACAAAACAUCUAGAUGCCCUUUUGAAAUAAUCAGUUAAAAGGGAAGAGCCUCUGACAUGCUUCUAAAACCACCUUUUCUAAAAAUGUGCACUUUCUUGGAAAAUGAUGAAUUUAACAGGACUCUAGCAUAGGUAUACAGGUACUCAGGCAGGUGGAUGACCUUUGGUAAACCUUUAAUAUUCCCAUUGUAGCAAAGCACCUUGUACCUCCUUAUGCUGCACAAAUGUUAAAAUGUUCAGCAGGAUUACUCAGUAAAAAUGUGUUUCAUCUUUGUAUUGUUCAGCAAUGCCAGUAAGGAUAAUUUUGCUGAAUAGCUUUGGAACAAAAAUAUUAAGACAUGCUAAUGUCAGAUGUUUGUACUUGUCAACAUUUUUGGCCAAGUGCUCUUACUGAAUAUGGAACUGGUAGUGUCUGCAUAAUACCCUGCAAUUUUAUGCAUGUGCAAUGUUGUGCCUGAAAAAAAUACAAGACAGAGCUUACCUAGACAUGCUUUCUGGUCCCUUGACCAAAGCAGGAUAGUUUGUGAAACCCUAGUGUGAACUCAUGCUCUGCAACCUCAUUUCUAAUCUCAGGCAAAAGUUUCAGUUUCUGAGCACCGCUCUUCCUAUACCAAAGUUAAUUUAUAUUUGGCAAAUUCAGGACCUUUUUUUAAAGUGCAUGUGCUUUGAUAGAUGGGUAACUUCUGCUGCUAAUUAAACGACCACUUCUGUACUCCUUCCCUACACAACACCAGUGAACCUCAUUUGCAUAAGGAGUACAAAAACAACAGGUUCUCUUC
This is a messenger RNA of Pogona vitticeps (central bearded dragon), 2949 nucleotides long. RefSeq names its product ectonucleoside triphosphate diphosphohydrolase 5 (inactive) (gene ENTPD5). NCBI's taxonomy places the organism in Eukaryota, Metazoa, Chordata, Lepidosauria, Squamata, Agamidae. Gene Ontology annotation, molecular function: hydrolase activity. The record is from RefSeq and is a predicted model, not a curated record.